Molecule: messenger RNA, 1111 nt
Organism: Callorhinchus milii (elephant shark)
Lineage: Eukaryota; Metazoa; Chordata; Chondrichthyes; Chimaeriformes; Callorhinchidae
Product: sialic acid synthase-like
Exons: 6
Coding region: 21-1073 (350 amino acids)
Biological process (GO): carbohydrate biosynthetic process
Molecular function (GO): N-acylneuraminate-9-phosphate synthase activity
Source: RefSeq, a predicted model, not a curated record
GCCCGGACCAGAGACAGGAGAUGCCUCGCGAGUUUGAGCUGUGCCCGGGGCGCCCCAUCGGCGGGGACCAGCCCUGCUUCAUCAUCGCCGAGAUCGGCCAGAACCACCAGGGAGACCUGGAGAUAGCCAAGAAGAUGAUCCGGAUGGCCAAGGAAUGUGGGGCUGACUGUGCCAAGUUUCAGAAGAGUGAGCUGGAGUGCAGAUUUAACAAGGGAGCCCUGAGUCGACCAUACAAUUCUCAGCACGCAUGGAAACCCACUUACGGGGGGCACAAGCUUCACCUGGAGUUCAGCCACGAACAGUACAAGGAGCUGCAGAGAUUUGCCAACGAAAUUGGAAUCUUCUUCACAGCAUCCGGCAUGGAUGAGAUGGCAGUCCAAUUUCUUCAUGAACUCAAUGUGCCUUUCUUGAAAAUUGCAUCUGCAGACUCAAAUAACUUUCUGUAUUUGGAAACCACUGCAAAAAAAGGCCAUCCAAUGGUGAUUUCCAGCGGAAUGCAGAGCAUUGAAAUUGUGAGACAGAUUUACAAGACUGUGAAAGGGAUUAAUCCAAACUUCUGCAUCCUGCAAUGCACCAGUGCAUACCCACUGUCUCCUGAGGAUGUUAAUCUGCGUGUUAUCACGGAAUACCAAAAGGAAUUUCCAGACAUUCCCAUUGGAUAUUCUGGUCAUGAAACUGGAAUUGCUAUCACUAUAGCAGCAGUAGCUAUGGGAGCCAAAGUUGUGGAACGUCAUGUAACCUUGGAUAAAACUUGGAAGGGCAAUGAUCACGAAGCAUCCCUGGAGCCAAACGAGCUAACAGAACUGGUUCGCUCAAUCCGCAUCGUGGAGAGAGCUUUUGGGACCUCCGUCAAACGUUUGCUGCCUUGUGAGGAGAACUGUUUAAGCAAGCUGGGCAAGUCUGUGGUGGCAAAGGUGGCGAUUCCAGCAGGAACAUCGCUGACACUGGAUAUGCUGACUGUGAAAGUAGCGGAACCCAAAGGCAUUUCUCCUGAAGAGAUCUUUGCUCUGGUGGGGAAGAAAGUAAAGACCAAGAUAGAUGCAGAUGAAUCCAUUACUAAGGAAUUGUUUUAAAAUUGCUGCAAAUCAUCUUGGGCUUUUGUAUAGAUAUU